AUGGAUGACCCAGUCACUAUCAAGGCACAGUGCAUGUGUAAAGCACACACAUUCUCCGCUUCACUGCCGAAAUCUGCAUUGCCGCUCAAUGCGUCUUGCUGUCACUGCACGUCUUGUCGCCGACUGACUGGAUCUCUUUACAACCCUGCAGUCGCGUGGCCAGACGCCUCUGUAGACCUAUCUUCCCUACGCAAGUAUCCGUUCUCAAAAUACUUUGAUGUCUAUUCGUGCGGGACUUGCUCGUCACAGCUCUUCGCCCGUGGUCACAAUCCCAAUAUCGCCCCGUACGUAACGACCGGUGCUUUGGAAAACAUCCCUGGUCUCGUCAAAUAUGACAACCACAUGUUCAUCAACGACACUAUCGAUGGCGGCCUUGCGCCAUGGCUCCCGAAAGAAGAGCAUGGAGACCCGGUCCAGCGUUGGAAAGGGCAUCGCAACAGCGAAGAGGUUCCAUUCGACUGGCCGCUCAGAAAGUCUGUCCCUGCCUCUCGGCUGAAUGCCAGUCCUUCUCCGUCGUCAAUCAUGUUCCACUGCCACUGUGAGGGUGUUCAACUGUCGCUGAGGAGCGCCUUGGACUUGGAGACGGAUCCGGCGAAGGAAUCGACCUCGACGUGCGUGGAUCCCAAGACGCUCAAGUUCAAGGCAUGUUGCGAUUCGUGCAACUCUUGCCGCCAACACUUCGGCUCAGACAUUAUCGCCUGGACCUUUGCUCCUCUCACACACAUCAACUUCAGCACUGAGCCCGCAUCUGUGCCGUCUCAGUUCCCGCAGACAAUCGUUGAACUGAAAGAAGCAGUUCUAUCCAAGACCAAAGACCCACGCCUCGGAACAUUGGCGGUUUACAACAGUUCUCCCGAGGUAGAGCGGUACUCCUGUUCAGUGUGUUCAGCCAGCGUAUUCUACGCCGUUGACGACCGUGAAGACAUGGUUGACAUCGCUGUCGGGUUGUUGGAUCAUCCGGAUGGCGCACGUGCUGAAGGAUUGUUGGCUUGGAAUUAUGGGCUGCUUGGGUGGACAGUGGAUACGGCCGGCGGAUGGCGGGAAAAACUGGUUGCGAGAACGAAGGACUCCAUGAAGGAGUGGGCAAGCUCCUUGAACGAAGAUCAGAGCACCAACGACUAG
This is a messenger RNA of Colletotrichum acutatum, 1122 nucleotides long. RefSeq names its product Mss4-like protein. Lineage: Eukaryota; Fungi; Ascomycota; Sordariomycetes; Glomerellales; Glomerellaceae. Gene Ontology annotation, molecular function: carbon-sulfur lyase activity. The record is from RefSeq and is a predicted model, not a curated record. The coding region runs from base 1 to 1122 and encodes 373 amino acids. The transcript has a single exon.